GCCAGUUCUCUCUCUCUCUCUGUGUGAAGCUGGUGUACCCGCCCUAUUUCACCACCACCACCUCCCAUCCUCCUCAGCACAGUCGAGAGGCUUCACCUGCACGCUGAUCUCUCAGCUCCGGCUCAGCUCUAGGGAAAUAAUAAUCUGGUGAAGUUGGACAGUUCAGACAGAGGACGGAGAUCGUUUGUGAAUCGUAGCUGCAGCCUGAAUCGCAGAGCCCCGCAAUUACAGCAGAAAGAUGGCAGAUCCGAUUACACAGUCCGCUCAGAUUUCGUCGUCGCAGGGACUAAACGAUGGACACCCUGCAGCGUCCAAAGACUCAAAGUUUUCCGAUUCCUUUUUUUCCUCUUCGCCUGUAUCUCUCAUUCAGUCUCCUCAAGACAAAAGGGUGGUACUGGGCUCUGACAAGCCUUCAGAGGGCGUGGCCACCUCACUUCGUUUUUCAUCCCAGCCAAGUUCUUUUUCCCCUAUGACUUAUGGUAACGAAUCGUCAGGACCACCUGGAGGAAACAUAGAUCGUAGUUUCCAAGAGAAAAGAGAGCUUUUUGAAUCGUCACCUGGAUCCCAAAACCAGGACACGUCCCCCAUAAAGGUGUCCCCUGUGUCUGAGCGAAUCAAAGCAUUGGAAGCUCUGGCUGCGAAGCAGAAUGAUUCUGAUUGGAGUGAAGGAGGAUUUCCUCAUUUCCGAGAACGCCAUUAUGAAAAGUCCCCUACGGAGAUGCAUGGGAUCUCCUCUCGUUCAUCCUUGAAGAAAAGAGCAACGUCCACUGAACAGGAUUCGCCAGAAUCGCCUUUUGAAAUACUCGGCGAGGUCAGGCGUGGAAGCGACUUUGAGGAUACUGCAGACUGGAUGAGGGCCCACUUGCCGCCAGCACCUGAUUUCAGUGCUGCUGAUCCUGAUUUUGAUGAAAUGCAAGAAGCUACUAUUAUACAAGAAAGCCCAACCAAAGAGAUAAAAGGCAAAGAAACAGAUGCAACGGUUCCUGAAUCGUUUGUUGGUGUUCCUCAUGAAUUUAUGGACAUUCCCACAGAAGUAACCAAAAACAUGGAUGAUGAUACUAAACAGUCCAAGCAAGACAGCGUUGAAGAGGAGUCAGAAUUUGAUCUCAGAUUUUUACCUACUGCUUAUAUGUGGGACAAACAAGAGAAACCUGACAGUGACGCACAAGCCCCAUCAGAUAAUCCUGAAAAUCCGGCAUCUGAGAUACCUGCAUCUGUUGUAUCCCCUGAACCUCCUACAGGCUUUGAAUCUCCUUCCAUGUCUUCUCCACAUCCUGCUCUUCAGGAAGAUUCAAGUGCAAAGCAGCCAUCUGCCUCCCCAAGUGGUGGCACUGGGUCUGUAGAAAUUCAUGAAGUUGACAGCUCUGGUGAAUCUGAUGAUAUGGUUAUUGAGGAUGCAAGUGAUGCCCUUCAGUCUGCUAGCACUGAUGCUCCGGAAGCUGGACCAUGUGUAGAGAAGUCCUCUUUUUCAGAUGAAUGUGGGAAACGUUCUGGGAAUGUUCUGGUGCCCAUCAUUAAUGUCAUUGAGACAGAGGAGCAGAACAUCAUCAGUGAUUAUGAAGUGGAGCCGGAUGAAGAUGACGAUGAUGAUGAUGAUGAUAAGUAUGAGAUAAUGCGAGAGCCUACAAGACAAGUUUCAGUAUCCUCUGAAAAACCAUCAGAGGUUUCUGAAGAAAGAUCUAAAGAUGUUCUGAAAGAAGAAAUUUCCUCACGAACAAAUGUUGAAGAUUUUGACACAGAUUAUUCUUCAAAGCACAAGAUUGCCAAAGAUGAUGUUGGCGAUGAGAGUUCCAUCCAGACUUAUAAUGACUCAAAGGACCUCAGUUCUGAAGACUCGCAAAAGCAAUCAGAUGUGGCUCAGAAUCUGGAUGAGCCUUUUAGAGAGUUUUGCAUGAAUGAUAUUAAACCUGACAAGACUUCAGAAGUCACACCAGACCUUCCCCCAAAUGAUCAGGAUCUGUCAAAUGAGCUUGAGUCUAGUGACAUAGAUACAUAUCUGGACCAUUAUGCCAGUGAGGAGUUAGCUUUGAAAGACCAGCUACGUUCAGGCGUUUGUAAUGAUAAUGUUGGGGAGUCGUUUGAAGUACUAAAAUCCAACUCUCACCAAUUUGACAAUCAAAAUAACUCUGUGUUUGCUCAGCAGUCAAUUGACGAAGCUGCUGUUGAUGAAUUUGAUGAGGAGCUUAAUGACAGCAAACAAGCCUUUCUUAAGCCUGAGCCAUCCCCUGUUGGCAUUUCCACAGAAGUUCUUGUUGAAUCUCAGCCUCCUCGAAAUGAAACACCAGUUCCUGAAUUAGUGGAUCAACUUGACAACCUUGAGGAUCAGAAGAUUGUACAUGCACCAGGAGAUUUUUCUCUAGUGGAGGAGGAUGAUUACAUGUCCCAGGUCAUAGAGGAACUGUCCUCUGUUCAAGAGAAUGCUCCUGCUCCUUUCCCUUCUUUCCAUAAUGAUUCAUCCGGCAAGAUCAGUGAGGUAAUCUCCGAUUUUGUGACAAUGGAUGUGACGGAGGGAUUAGUGAUGACUAACUCUGACCAUAAUGAUCUAGUCCAGUGUGAGGUUGCAGACAGGCAGUCACCAGAAGUCACAAGUGAGCCUGAGAACAUUGAGCCAGAAUGUUCUGAGACAGCAGCAACAGACAGUUUUGUGGAGUUCAUGAGGGAGUGCUUGAAGUCUCGACAGGAUGAGGAACCGGAUAGUCUUGGUCUAGGACACAGCGGCAAGGGUCUUAUGUCUGAUGCUUCUUCUUCUCCUGCUAUGAUCAUGGACCUUGAACAGGAGCGUCUUACCAUCUCUGCACUCAAAGAGCUUGGGAGCAGCCAAGAUGACGAGGAUGAAACAAGCGUUUCUAACAAAACGACCGUGGUCUCUUCAAAGGAGGCUUCAAAACCUCUGCCUAAAUCGGAGUCUUCCGUCGCCACACCUCAGCAACUUCCAAAUGAGUAUCAGCCUGACGUUUCGUUAGCCAAAGAGGUAGAGGCAAUCGACAUUUUGGUGGCAGAAGCCUACCACCUCGCAGAGCAUGUCUUGACAGCAAUACUAACCCACGUGUCAGUACAUGAUCUGGUGCACUGGCGGGACCCGAAGAAGACAGGCGUGGUCUUCGGCACCUCCCUGCUGCUGCUGCUGUCUCUGGCAGCCUUCAGCGUGAUCAGCGUCAUCUCCUACCUGCUCCUGGCUCUGCUCUGUGUCACCAUCACCUUCCGCAUUUACAAGUCAGUCAUCCAGGCCGUGCAGAAAUCCAGUGAGGGACACCCCUUCAAGGCUCUGAUGGAGAAGGAUGUCAGCGUGCCUCCCGAGACGUUCCGCAAGCACGUGGACGCGUCGCUGACCUACAUCAACCGCGCACUCAAGAAGAUGAGCCGCCUGUUCCUGGUUGAAGACUUGGUGGAUUCCCUCAAGUUGGCAGUGGCCAUGUGGCUGCUGACAUACGUGGGUGCAGUCUUCAAUGGCAUCACUAUCCUCAUUCUUGCGGACAUCCUUGUCUUCAGUGUACCGCCUUUGUAUGAGAAGAACAAGACCCAGAUAGACCACUACAUUGAUGUGGCACGCACUCAGAUCAAUGCUACAGUUGCCAAGCUACAAGAGAAGCUCCCUGGAGCAGCGAAGCGCAGUAAAGCGGAAUGAUCCACCUCUCGGAUCCCUCCGUGACCACCCCAUUGCCUCCAAGCCCCUCCCUGCAUCCUCUCCUUUCUUCCCUUCUAUCUUCCUGAUCCUUCAGUUUAAUCUUAUCCCCCUCCCCCCUCCUCUUCCUCUCCUCCUCCUCCCCCAGAUACAUCUCACCAACCAUCUGCACUGAACCAGCUAGUCUCUAAGAUCUCAGAAGCUUCUUGAUAAUCAAUGUUAACUCUGCAGCUUAACUAUAAGCAUUAGGAGAAGAUGCGUGGGGCUCCAGAGGCUGGCGACUCAAACACAGGAAGUGAUGUAAUACUGCAACUGGAUGCCCAUAUAUGGUGCCCGUCUUUGGGCGGCAGGGUUUGUGAACUAGACUGAAUCUUUGACCUGGUUUCCCGAGUGUCCGUAGGCGCUGUGCUAUUAAUAAAGUGAAAUGUAUGAGUACAUAAGGAUGAGGAUUCGAUGGCCUGUGCUUAUGGGAACAUAUUCACAGGGCAAAAGGCAAACAGUAAAAGAAAAAAGGACAGGCAGGCCUGCAUGCUCUUUCUCCAUCCUAGUUUCAUAGCUCUUCUUGCCCCCCCAAGCCCCCCUUAUCUCUCUCUUUUUUUUUUUUUUUCACCUUAAAAUAUUUGCUCAUGUAUUAUAAAACUAUUAAACUGCAAUGCACUGAUUGUUACUAGUCUCUCACACAGACACACACUUACACAGAUUGAUUGAUUGAUUGAUUGGUUUUAGACAAUUUGGUCUAGUUCGCUGUCCUGUCUCUGUCUUUUUUUUGUUCUUUUGUUCUCUUUCUUUCUUUUUGCGCGUUUCAAUUUUAAUUGUGUAUGUAUAUAUAGUAAGAUUACAAACAGGCUCUUUGCUGUGAAGAAGUAGUUAGCCUUGCUUUUUAUAUUUAAAGAAAAAAAAGAACCAAUAUCCUCUUGCGCCUCUUAUUUGUCUCUUGCAUCUGUCUGAGACUCGGAUCUCCUGAGUUCAUGUGCGUGCGUUAUUCUGAUUAUUCCUGUUCAGGUUAUGAUUAUGAUUAUUAUUAUUAUUAUUAUUAUUAUUAGGUCACAUGUAGGAUAGCUGCUCUUGACUCCCCAGUCUGGCAUUGGCAUCUUAAGUAAAUAUUAUUAUAAUUAUUAUGACUAUUAUUACUAUUGAUGAUUAUUAUUAUUAAUUUUAAGGUUGAGUUAUCUGUAUAGAAUCUUCAGAACUUCUGAAUAGCCGAGACGUUGAGAAAGACGAUGUUGCUGUUUUGAAGGGACAGAAGAAGGAGUGUGAUUGGUGUUGGAGGUUGGUGGGGAAAAGGUGUUCUCCCUGCUGAUCGUGGACCAGUCUCCAAGCUAAACGCUGGUCCCGGAUCAGUAUUUGGAGAACUUUUCUAACACUCUGGGUGAUUUUCUCGUGAUUUAAAAAGUGGUCUGCAUUGGUGUGUUGUAAGGUUCUUGUUCUUAAUUUAAGGAUGCAGAGCACAUGUUGAAAAAGCUGGAGAUGUGUUUGUGUUUGUUACAUGAGAAGGUGAGCAGACUUUAUACAGUUGUGUGUAAGCAUACACUGAAAGGGACUUUAGGACUAAAAAUGGAUGCACUAAGCUUACUGCCCUCUGUGUGUGUGUGUAAAUGGCGCUGGAUUCUACCUGGCCUUGCUCUAGAACCAUCUGGAAGCAUUUGCAUUCACCUUAAUGAAGCACUAACCUAGGCUUCAGUAUAUGUAUACCUGUAUUUAUAUUGACUUACCAAUGAAUAAACACAGUACCAGAGUUAAACAGUAAUACUACUACAUAGAUGUCUAUCAACUGCUGAAUGUUACAUUGUAAUAUUUAUAGAGCAUUCCAGCUGACGCAUGCAAUCCUGUGUGUUCACAAAGGAACUCAUUUCAGCCUGAACUUGCCUCACAUGGAGUUUUCCCAUAAAGGGUCAAGUUCACCGAACUUGGACUUUGAUGGCCAAAACCAAAUGCCAGGGUUUUUAUUUUUUCCUUCCUCUUUUUUUUUGAUUGUGUUUGUAUGUGUUUCUCCACCCCUUAAAAGUUCAACUGUAGUCAACGUUCCAUUUUUUUUCUUCUUUUUUUUUUCUCGUACCCACGCUUUCUUCUAUGCAUGCGCGCAAAUGGCACACUCAGACACGCUCACCAACGUCUUGAAAGUAUCCUUUGUUCGUACCACUUGUGUCCUUGUGUUGCAGAACUAACAUACAUUAUGUUGUCAACUCGUGGAUCAUAGGUGUGGUGAUGCUUGAAGAAGUAGGAUAAGCUCCAGCAGCUAGUUUGAACAUUUUUAUUCUUUCUUUUUGUUCCAACACUAAUUUAAAGAAAUACGACCUGUUUUAUUUCUUCUUUUGUUUAAUUAAUAAAUGCAAACCUCUCUCUCUCUCUUUCUAUGUAGACAGCUUCUAUUGUUUUCUCUUUUCAACUAGUGUUUCGAUUAAAUAACCUGCAGAUUUUUAACUUCUGUAGUUUAACAGCAUGUUGCUCUUCUCCCCAAUUUCUCACCUGUUUUUGAGUUUUUCUGUCUCUCUAUUGGGGAGGGAGAUGCAGAGAAGUCCUGUUUAUCCUUGGUUUUUGCUUUGGACUCUUGCUGAUUUAGAUGUGAUAACUACUAUCUACGUAUGUUCAGUUUGUUAGUUAUAAUUAAGUUAAUCUUGGGAGCUUUGGAAAAUAAAGUGGAGGGAGAGGGGGGGGAAAUGUGGUCCCUGUAAUGAUGUCAAAGUGAAAUUAAUAAAAAUGUUAAAUGAU
Messenger RNA from Astyanax mexicanus (Mexican tetra), 6331 nucleotides. It is a transcript of the gene rtn3, whose product is annotated as reticulon 3. The record is from RefSeq and is a predicted model, not a curated record. The transcript has 9 exons. Gene Ontology annotation, biological process: endoplasmic reticulum tubular network formation; neuron differentiation; brain development. Lineage: Eukaryota; Metazoa; Chordata; Actinopteri; Characiformes; Acestrorhamphidae. Gene Ontology annotation, cellular component: postsynaptic density; neuron projection. Bases 239 to 3625 code for a protein of 1128 amino acids.